This is a messenger RNA of Dicentrarchus labrax (European seabass), 1157 nucleotides long. RefSeq lists its product as uncharacterized. Gene Ontology annotation, molecular function: 2-oxoglutarate-dependent dioxygenase activity; methyltransferase activity. The coding region runs from base 58 to 984 and encodes 308 amino acids. The transcript has 2 exons. The record is from RefSeq and is a predicted model, not a curated record. NCBI's taxonomy places the organism in Eukaryota, Metazoa, Chordata, Actinopteri, Moronidae.
UUUUCCAGCGCCUUCAAUACCAUCCAGCCUCAACUUCUGCAAUACAAACAAGCAGACAUGGGAGUAGACUCACAUCUGGUGGCAUGGAUAAUGGACUACCUAACAGACAGACCCCAGUAUGUGCGACUGAGGGAAUGCAGGUCUGACACUGUGGUCAGAAGCACAGGAGCGCUGCAAGGGACAGUGCUCUCUCUGGUCCUGUUCAUCCUGUACACGUUGGACUUCAAAUAUAACUCAGAGUCCUGUCACGUGCAAAAGUUUGCAGACGACACGGCUAUUGUGGGCUGUAUCAGGUGUGACCAAGAGGAGGAGUACAGGAAACUCAGCCAGGACUUUGUCACAUGGUGUGACUCCAACCACCUGCACCUCAACACCACCAAGACCAAGGAGAUGGUGGUGGACCUCAGAAGGCCCAGGGCUCACCCGGAACCUGUGACCAUCAACAGUGACCAUGUGGAGUUGAUACAGACUUACAAAUACCUGGGAGUACACCUGGAUGAUAGGCUGGACUGGACUGCCAACACAGACGCCCUGUGCAGAAGAGGUCAGAGCCGAUUAUACUUCCUCAGAAGGCUGGCGUCCUUCAACAUCUGCAAAAAACUGCUGCAGGUGUUCUAUCAGACUGUUGUGGCGAGCGCCCUCUUCUAUGCAGUAGUGUGCUGGGGAGGCAGCAUUAAGAAGAAGGAUGCCUCCCGUCUGGACAAACUGGUGAGGAAGGCGGGCUCUGUGUUGGGCACAGAGCUGGACAGACUGACAUCUGUGGCAGAGCAAAGGGCGCUGAACAGGCUCCUGUCAAUCAUGGACAAUCCACUGCAUCCACUGCACAGCACCAUCUACAGGCAGAGGAGCAGCUUCAGAGACAGGCUGCUGUCACUGUCCUGUUCCACUGAAAGACUGAGGAGAUCGUUCCUCCCCCACGCCAUCAGGCUCUUCAACUCCACCCAGGGGAGAAAAACUCUAAACUCCAAUAUGUCUGCCCUUUAGUUAACUAUACUACCUGAUGCAGUGCACCCUGCAUUAUGUGACCACUGACUGACUGACACUACUUAUGCACCUUAGGCCUUUCAAGCACUGGAUCUGACCAUGCACCUUAGGACACUUACCCAAUGCUCGUUACUUAGCUUUUUAUUUUACUUUAUUCUAUUAAUUCUUCUAAA